ACAUUGAACACACUCAGCCAGUGUGAGGAGGACUGAAAGGAGGUACAUGGCCAGAGUUGUGGGAAUGGAGACAGCAGCAAUGGGAGGCCGUACAGCACCCUAUGUCAAAAAAUUCAACACACCAGCAGUGUGUGAGGAGACCUGAAAGUGGCACAUGGCAGAGUUGGCGAUGGAGACAGCAGCAAUGGGAGGCCGUACAGGGACCCAUGACAGACUCUGGACUUGGCAGCAGCAUGAGGAGGCGGUAUAGGGGCCCAUGGCAGAGAUUAGGGUCCUGGCAGCAGCUAUGGGAGGCCCGUAAUCUGCCAGCACCCUAUGUCAAAAAAAUUCAACACACCAGCAGUGUGAGGAGACCUGAAAGUGGCACAUGGCAUGAGAGACUGUGGACCUGGCAGCAGCAUGAGGAGGCGGUACAGGGGCCCAUGGCAGAUUAGGGGCCUGGCAGCAGCUAUGGAGGCCCGUAAUCUGCCAGCACCCUAUGUCAAAAAAUUUCACACACCAGCAGUGUGUGAGGAGACCUGAAAGUGGCACAGGGCAGAGUGUGGCGAUGG
Staurois parvus is the source of this 551-nucleotide messenger RNA. The record is from the annotation of a GenBank genome assembly. NCBI's taxonomy places the organism in Eukaryota, Metazoa, Chordata, Amphibia, Anura, Ranidae.